UUUCCAAAGUGAUUUUUUAUAUCAUCACCAUCUCUCUGUAAAACCCAUCCUGCCCCAAGGGCCAAGGGGGGAGGGAUAUCGAAUCGAAGAAAGAAAAGAGGCAGAGAAUUGAAAAAAGCAAGAAAUGGUCAAGCAAGGGUAUCCCUUUGGUUAUUUACUGGUACGCAUGUCCUUCUCUAUAUGCACCUCUAGCAAACUUGGAAUUUGAAGCGUUGCUGUAUCUGUUCAAACAUAAAAAAGCCUCUCCAUUUCCUUGGCGUAUUUGCAAAUAGGAAGGAGGGGAAGGAGGGAGGGAGAGAGUCCCCGAAAUAAGGCGCGGGGCAAAAAUGGGAUCAAAUGCGGAGAGUGCAAAAUAGCUCUCCUGCCCUAGAUCAUUCAGUUCCCGCCAAUUUUUUGUAUCUCUCAGUAGACUGGAGUAAUAAUCGGUAUCUUCUUCUCAUCUUUCUUGCAUCUCUUUCUCUAAAUAGCUUCGUCCUUCUGAAUUUCUUCUUCAUUAUUGUUGAUUUCAAGUGUAAAAGAAUAAUAAAAAGUUGGGUUGCGAGGAACGAAUUUCUCUGCUUUUUUAGGGUUUGAAUUCGAAAUCCAUGGCAGGAUGGUCGAUUUUAACUGAUGGGUCUGCUCUGGAUUGCGUCGAAAUCCUUCGACAUCUUCAGAGUAAUGGGUUCUGCUUGGAUCUCGAUGAUUCUCUAAAGGGGGGUGCUGAUAGUGGUAAAGAUAAGCUCCAAUGUCUAUUUAGCCAGAUUCUCUCCGUUUUUCUGAGAGAGAUCUCUAUCGGUGAAGAAGUUCGCGUUUUACCUGCAAUGCUUGGAGAUGGGCGGUGUGUGGAUUUGUUCAAACUCUUCUGGGUCGUUAGGCAAAAGGGUGGAUACGAUUGUGUAUCGAGGAAUGGGUUAUGGACUUCUGUAGCAGAGGAAGUCAGUUUGGGUUCGAGCGUCACGUCUUCUGUGAAGUUGGUUUAUGUUAAGUAUCUGGAUUCGUUAGACCGAUGGUUACAAAGAAUCUUGAGAGAUAAGGGCAUUACGGUAGGUUUAUCUGAUUGCGGUGGGAAUCUAAGUUUGUUUUCCGUGGAGUUAGAGACCGAGUUUGGAGGUAUGCCAUCUCAGACGUCAGAGGAAAAGAAGAAGGAUGAUUGUCACAUUAAGUUGGAUUCAGAUGAAAACAAUAUUUCUUUGUUGGUCACGGAAAACACGUAUAACACCCCGGAGGUGAGGAGUGUGAUGGUGUUGGAUAAUGACAAUGCUGAUGAUGACGAUGUUAUGAUAUUAGAACGAAAUGCUGUUAAUGAAGAGACUCUUUCACGCAAGAGAAAACGAAAGUCAAUAUCAGAAAUGCUGAAUUGGGUGACUGAGGUUGCAAAGAAUCCUGGUGAUUUUGCCAAUGAAAUGUUACCGGGAAGUUGCAGUGGUAAGGAGUUCUUGGUUCAGGCUCUGUUGGCACGAGAAGCAUUAUUUCUAAGAAGGCAUAUCCCUUCAACUAUUGUACAGUCUCUCCUGCAGAAAAAGAUGAAGAUGCAUCCCUCCAUGUAUGAGGAUCACAUUGGUGGUGAUCACCAGUCUACAGAGAGAUUGAGAUGCAGUGAAAGAAUUUCUGUGAAAAAAUCUCACUCACUCUCUUGUUCUAAAUCAUCAUCAGCCACUAAGAAUGACAUGAACAUAGGUUUUAAUCCUUUCAAUAAAGUGCUGGAGAAUAGCUAUAAUAACCGUUUGCUUGCUGCAGUUGAUUCUUUGUCUGAAAAUGCAGCACUUGGUCUAGAUGGUGAUGAUGACUUUGAGAAGCAGGUUCCUGUGGGUCCACACUUUCAAGCCGAAGUGCCAGAAUGGACUGGUGCAGUUUCUGAAAGUGACUCUAAAUGGUUGGGUAAACGAGUUUGGCCAUUGGAUUUAGGUGAACGCAUUUCAAUAAUUGAAAGAGAUCCUAUUGGCAAGGGUAGAUCACAUUCAUGUGGUUGCAAACUUCCAGGGUCAGUUGAAUGCAUCAGAUUUCAUAUUGCAGAGAAAAGAAUGAGACUGAAACUUGAAUUGGGUUCAGCUUUCCACCAUUGGAGAUUCAACUACAUGGGGGAGGAAGUUUCACUUUCAUGGACAGAGGAAGAAGAAAAGAGGUUUAAGACCAUAGUUAGGUUAAAUCCCCCAUCUCUGGAUAAAUGUUUCUGGAACCAGGCAUUUAAAUCUUUUCCUACCAAAAAGAGGAAAGACUUGGUAAGUUAUUAUUUCAAUGUGUUUCUUCUUCGGCGCAGAAGUUACCAGAAUCGGGUGUCUCCAAACAACAUUGACAGUGAUGACGAUGAGUCAGAGUUUGGAUCUGUUAGCAAUGGUUUUGGGCAUGAAGCGCUUAAGGUAGCAGGCUCUAAAUCUGUCUUCUGUGCUCAAAAUAAGCAGUGUGUUGACUUGGAAGGGUACACAUGUUGACUAGGUUCCAAGAUUUUGAUAAGAAGUGUAAAUUUUUGAUUUUACAUGUUUUGGUCAUUGGGCAAUUUCCAAUGAAGAUCUGCGAGUGCUUUUCUCUCCACCUUUCCAGUUCAAGAACAUCCACCACAGCCUUCCAAGAUUUCUUUUGAUGGGUCUAAAGAUUUUCCUGGGUAUGGGUGGGUUUAUUUUGCAUGAGAACAGCACUCAUGGUGGAAAAAACUUCACCGAGUGAAAAAGCAGAAACAUGUGGAACCUGUUUGAACUUUCGGCUUUUAUUGCUGAUCAGAGUAUCAGACAUUUUUGGGCUUGCACACUGAUUUUUAAGGAUACUUCUGACCGAUGAAUAUCAAAUCCAGGUAUUACUAUCAGAUUGCAUUCAAUUA
This is a messenger RNA of Nelumbo nucifera (sacred lotus), 2791 nucleotides long. Its product is annotated as AT-rich interactive domain-containing protein 2-like. Lineage: Eukaryota; Viridiplantae; Streptophyta; Magnoliopsida; Proteales; Nelumbonaceae. Gene Ontology annotation, molecular function: DNA binding. The record is from RefSeq and is a predicted model, not a curated record.